Parathielavia appendiculata is the source of this 1180-nucleotide messenger RNA. RefSeq names its product NAD(P)-binding protein. Bases 253 to 999 code for a protein of 248 amino acids. NCBI's taxonomy places the organism in Eukaryota, Fungi, Ascomycota, Sordariomycetes, Sordariales, Chaetomiaceae. The transcript is spliced from 4 exons. Gene Ontology annotation, molecular function: alcohol dehydrogenase (NAD+) activity. The record is from RefSeq and is a predicted model, not a curated record. Gene Ontology annotation, cellular component: cytoplasm.
GGCACUGUGUUUCCCAUUGUUGUAUAGUAUACUGUGUUACUGUGUGAAAUGCAGAGACGCAAGAUACAAAAGGAGAUAUGCUUAGAAAUCACCUCAUGGGGCUUAGAAAGAGAUGGAAGCAUGGAAAGUGCAGCACUUCUAUUUUACAAGUUUUCAACCCAAGGGGCCUUCGAAGCAGUCUGGAGCUAAUUCCAUCAGGCCGAGUUCAAGUUGUUUCCGGGUAACAAUAAGCAAUCCUUCCUGCGCGCAACCAUGGCAACCGUCGUCUUCAUUACUGGCGUGGGCCGGGGCAUCGGCCGGGCCCUCGCGGAGGCGUACCUGGCCCGUCCCAACCACACCGUCAUCGGGAGUGUCCGCAACAAGGACGACGCCAAGUACCAGCAUCUCAGGAGCCUGCCCGCCGCGAGCGGAUCUAAGCUCAUCCUCGUCAGCAUCGAGUCGGCCUCCAAGUCGGACCCGCACAAGGCUGUCGACGAGAUCAAGGCCGCCGGCGUGGACCAUGUCGACAUUGUCAUUGCCAACGCCGGCACCUGCCCGCCUCUGGCGCCCCUAGAUGUGGCCAACCCCAAGGACGUGGAGGAGGGUUUCCAGAUCAACACGCUCGGACCCAUUCUCCUUUACCAGGCCGUGAAGCCGCUGCUGGACAAGUCAAGCGCACCCAGGUGGGUUUCCGUCUCGUCGGCUGUCGGGUCAAUUGGCAAGCUGGAGGCAUACGGCGUUGCGGGCAUCGGCGCGUAUGGCGUUGCCAAAGCCGGUUUGAACUGGUUCACCGUUUCAAUCCAUGCUGGCAACCCGUCCUUGAUUGCCUUUGCCGUCCAUCCUGGGCUGGUCCAAUCGGAUAUGGGUAAUUCGAGCGCGAAGCUCUUGGGACUGGAAAAGGCCCCCGUCACACUGGAGCAGUGCAGCUCGAAGCUGCUCAGCACGAUCGACCAAGCAACACGUGAAAAGACUUCGGGAAAGUUCCUCAACAUCAUCGACGACGAGGAGAUUCCGUGGUGAGCAGCGCGUGGACCUCUGGAUGCCAGUGUAUUGUACGUGUGUGGCUAGUAAUGAGAUUAAGCUUGCUCGUGUAUCUAUGCAGGCUGAAUCCUGUUUGGCGACGAAAGCCAUCAUCUCGGUCAUUUUCAGUCCUAGGGCAUUGUUAGUUUCUAAAAAAUACAUUGGGAUCUCAUGACUUCCU